AUGGCAGAGAACACGAUCCUCGCCCUAUGCUUCCCCUGCCCAACACCGGCACAAGCACAGUCAGGAGGACCAGUCGACGAAGUCAUGACAACAGCAUUCCAACAACUCUGUCUCGACAUUGGUCUUUCCCAUAACUGCCAGGCUAUUCUCGAUGUUGCCAUCAACAGUACGCAGGCAAAGAAACGGCUGUCGAUCGAGACUCAUCAGUCUGUUUAUAACGUCACCAUCACUGGUGCUUAUCAGAAUGUGAUGGCUGCCAGAGGUGCCUUCAUGCGCAGCAACCCUCUCAAGCCACGGCUGUCGAUCAAGAUUAGCAAGGCAUCCAUCACCGCAGACCCAUACACACACCCAGGAUCGUCCUCUCCCAAGGAGUCAGCAUCAAAGCAACAGGAGUCCUCCCUGGAACAACCAAAAACUGUCGCUAACUCAUAUACCCAACAGCAACAAUCUGAAGAUACCACUGCGGCAACCUCAUCAACAGCAAAGGACUCCUCGCUCCCUGUCAGCCCCAACGAAUUAACACCCGCAUCGACCUCGAUCUCUGUCACACCAAACCCUAUACCACUAUCUGCCGCUACAACCACCAGCUCGAUCUCAUCUUAUUUCACAGUCUUGCCAAAGUUCAAGUCUCAAGUCGACCUCAUCUCCUCAACAACUCGCACCACCAUCACACUUGUAUCCAGCCAGUUCCAUACCCUCCCCUCGGCAAAGUCCGUUGUGGCCGCCCACGCACGACAGGAGAUGGUCGAACUCCUCGUGUCAGGAUCAUGGGAAAAUGCAGAGGCGGCGAGGCUACUGCUCUUGGUCGCCAUCAACUCACUCCAACCUGGGUCAGUUCAGGAGAAGAUCCAGAUCGAGCUCAAGUACCAAAAUAUGGUGGGAGGCCGCAAGCGAGAGGAUCUGCAAGAGUUGAUGGCUAAGACGAGAACAAGCAUCUAUAUGGCUUCGCCCUUUGCUCAGACCACUAACAAGAGUGGAAGCCCUGUCGAUCCUCGAUAUAAUGAUGUUUACAUCACUGGAGAGCAUUCCAAGGUUCAGAUUGUCAAGGAUGUGCUUUCACGAACAUAUUCUCGUGUUCAGUCUGCUGCACCCGCCUGUACUCGCCAAGUCAACAUUGCCUCGCGGAAACUCGACUGGAUGAUGUUGAACCAUCGCGACAAGUUGCGGUCGAUCAUGAUUGACAACGCCUCGUUUAUUGCCUUUCCGCCACUAGGCGCCAGUCAUCCCAUCAUCUUUGUCUAUGGUGAAUCUCGCGUCAAUGUUGAGCGCACCAUCCGCACCGUCAUGCAACUUUCGUCGCAGUUCCACUCGGGAUCGAUCAACUUGUUGUCGCCGGUACGAGAGAGCCUGACUGCGAUCCCUUUGAACCCAUCCAACGCUCUCUCACCCAUCGCCAAUAUCUCCAAGCUUGUCUCGCAGGCAUCAGGAGCAGAGGUCGAGUUCCGCAACAACGGAUUCUACAUCUUCGGCAAUGAGAUCCAGACAAGGAUUGCAGUGCAGUUCCUGACCGACAUUGAUUUCAUCAAGACGCUACACUACGAGGUCAAGUUUUCAGUCGAGCUGGCGAACGAGCACCGGGAGUUCAUUUCGGGCAAGAAGAACGGCAAGAUCAACCGGAUCAUGAAAGCGACCGGGGCCAAGAUCAAGUUUGACCCCUGCAACGAGUACAACUUUUACGUCGACCUCAGCUCGACUAUCGCGGUCAAGUCUGUCGAAGCCCUUGCACUUCUCCAAGAGGAGCUUCCUGCAGAGAUCUCGUUCUAUGUCCCCGAGACCUACCACAAGCGGAUCAUUGGUGUUGGUGGCAAGAACAUCCAGCGGAUCAUGAAGAAGUUUGGCGUUUACGUCAAGUUCUCCAACUCGGAAGAGUUUGCCAAUCUGGGAGGGUACUUUGAUAACCUGGACAAUGUCGUCGCCAGGACGCCGUCCAAGAACGCCAUGAACCUGGAUAAUCUCAAGCACGCCGUCAUGGAGCUGGUCAACCUCAAGGACAAGGAUUUUGUGCACCACUCGUUGUCGAUCCCUAAGCACUAUCAUCUGUCCCUUUUGUCAGAUCAUGCCAAGGCACUGGCUGAACUCCAGGAAGCCACCAACGCCACUGUUCGGUUUCCGGAGAAGGAGACUGGCAGCGACGUUGUUUGGAUCUCUGGACCGGAAUCGCUUAUCCAACAAGCUACGUCGAUGCUGCUGUCUCUUGUCGAUGAGCAGUAUGCCUACCCUGUUCCCUUCUCUGAGGCCAUGGAUCGUGUCUUGCUCAAGCCCGAGUUCAAGGUCGAGAUUCUGGACAGGAUGAGGAACGAGUGGAACAUGACUUUGGUCCCUCCUGCCAUCCACGAGGUCACCACCACUGGCGGCCAGAGCGAGGGAAGACGCAUGCCAGAAUUCAAGACUCCCUCUCCUGCCGGAUCUAUCUCGGGUCGCCAAAGUGCCUCGGAGUCGCCCAAGAGCAGAGAACUCGGUGUAGAGGCCACUGGUGAACUGGCUCGGUCUCUCAGCAGCCUGACAGACAGUGAUGACGAUGACGACGACAGCGAGGAAGACGACCAUGUGUUCAUCUUCAAGUACAGCCGCAAUAAUGAGGAUUAUCUUCAGAGCGCCAAGGAGCUGCUGGUCCAGUUCCUGAUCGACAACCAGAUCGAGGUCUAUGAUGACGAGAUCCGUAUCCAACGACCUCGCUCGGACUCGUUUGCUGAGGCCUUCCCUCAUUUCAACAGCAAGAUCCUCUCCUCCGUCACCGGUGGAGAUCUGCCUACUCCCGCCCCUGCGUUCUUGAACUACUCACUGUUCGAGAAUGCCGGUAAUGCGUUCGAAACGCUGAGCCGUGCCCCCGGCGCAGGUCAAGGUGUACCCAACCCAAAUGUACCAGCAGGGUCCAUGGUCGCCCCAGACAUCCGGGCACUGUUUUCGCACGGACCUGCGCAAGGACUCCCUCCACUUGCCUCCUCGCCUCCUCGUUGGCCGGAACAGCACUCUCGACAGCUCACAUCUAUCCCCGGAUUGCCCUCUGGAAUGACCACCGCUAUAAGAUCGGUGCCUUCUUUCGCGCCCAGCCAACCAUCUAACGCCCACCCUGGUCAGAACCAGCAACAGCAGAAUCAGUCACCGUCGUUCAACCGACUCACCAGUUUACCGAUCGACCCUUGGGCCAGCCCUGGCAAGCAGCAGGCGCAAGUCAUGCAGGCGCCCUCGACACCCGGCUACACGGGGUCGGUUGGGCAAUUCCGCACCCCGCCUCCUGGUAUUAGCAGCGUCGGAGCCAACAACGCGUUUUACUCGCCCAGUAGCGGUCAGAGCCAGCAGAACGCGAUCUUCUCCCCCGAGGGACCCUACGGAGGAGUGACGAGUUUCCAGACCCCCGGAUCGACAGUAUCUUCGAACCAUCUCUACUCCAAUAACAACUCGCCUGUCCAAGGUGUCUCGAGUAAUGUCGGUAGCUUCGCCAGCAUGAUGAACCAGUACCAGACGCCACAUCACCAGCCGUCGCCUCAACGGCCUUACUCUGGAUCUUCGGGUUCUAGGGACAGCUUGCAGUUCUUGGACGAGAAGCAUGGGUCAAGUCCUGCGUUCGGAUCCGGGUAUGGACCUGCGCUCAACAGCGGGAGCAACAAUAACCGAUACCAGCAACAACAGACGAAUGGGCAGGGGUACCAGAGCUCCUCGGCGUUCGGGCAGUCACUGCAAUACCCUCAACAGCGUCAGCGCCAUUCGAGUCACAACAGCACGACGAGUAGUCAUCAUACCAUGUUUCUGGGACCCAUUGGUGGAGGGCUAGGAUCUACUGGUGGGUCUGUGAACAGCGAUGAUAUCUCGACGGAGGAUGAGAGUGAUGACCCUUUUGACGAGAUGCGCAAUCGGCACCAUAGGUCGUACCAUCAUACCCCACAAUACCAGCCAUCAUCGCAGCAGCAGGGGGUUCACGGAGGAGUGGGUAUGUUUGGAUCGCAAGCGUCGAUGUCGUCUGUGCUUGCCAACCGGCGUGGAUCCGUGCCGUUGAUGGGGUCCAUAUACAGUAACCAGCUCCUCUACCGGCCUAGCUCGCCUCAGCAUUAUCAACUUCACCACCAGCAGGCUGUGACACCCCCACCACCACACAACGUAGUCCGAUUGAGUAACAGUACUUCGGAUCUCUAUGGCCGUAAGUCUCUCAUCAGCGCCAUGGCCCGUCACACCCUCAACGACACCACUUCUACUUCUGGGACCAACACUGGCAACAAUAGUGGAUUCAACUCGCCUGGUCGGGGCACCCCUAUUUCUGGAUCUGGCGCUCCUGGACCCAUGACUGGAUUCAGUCCUGGAUUCAGAGCCAACGGCAAUGGAGAUAACGAGAGGGACUUGUUCUCGAGCGGACUGAGCGGUAUUAUCGGAGGCGGGACUAUCAGUCACAAUCACAGCCACGACCACUCGUCGCCGUUUAACCAUCAUACCCAUACCAACCUCGCCAGCCAGAUCAAUGACCCCAGCGGUGGUUACCAGCAAAGCAGUAAUGCCUAUGAUUUCAUCAAAGGCGGUGGGGUUGCAUCGGGAGUCGGCGCGUUGGGAAGUGAGUUCGUAGGCGGUGGUGGUAGUGGAGGUGGAGGACAUCUUGUUGGAUCGUCGGCGUUGAUGGGCUCAACACUCUCUGCAUCUGCACUACCCUUUCUUGCUGACUCUGCGCUCGAUCGACCUGGUCAUCAUCAGCCGCAGCAGCAGCAGCAGCAGCAGCAGCGUAUGGUCGGCGGCUGGGAUCGUUAG
Messenger RNA from Linnemannia hyalina, 4731 nucleotides. The record is from the annotation of a GenBank genome assembly. Lineage: Eukaryota; Fungi; Mortierellomycota; Mortierellomycetes; Mortierellales; Mortierellaceae.